GGGGAGAUUGGGAUGGGGUGGCUCAAGGUUCAGGAUGGCCUGAGCUUGGGAGGUGGCGACUGUUUACUUGAGACGUCCGACGCUGAGAUCGGGGGUGGAGGAUGUGCGGGAAGGGUCGGUUGAGGUCGGGGGCGGUCCGGACUCACACGUGGAGACGCUUCUCUUCCCGGAUUAGGUGGGUAGGAGGCAGCGGCGGGACGGUCCGGGAGUGGCAGACACCCAACCCUUUCCCUCCUUCCCCCAGCGCAGGAAGCAGCAUGGAUCCCCCGGCCACGUCCAAUGGCUCAUGCGAGAACACCACAAAGAUCGAUGGAAAUGCCGGGCCAGCCAUGAGCGCCGUCAUGUUCGGCGCCGGGGUGCUGGGCAACUUACUGGCCCUGGCCGCUCUCGCCGUCCACAAGCGUAAUUCCAGGAAUAAGAUGUCUCUCUUCUACAUCUUGGUGAGCAGUCUGAUCACCGUCGACCUAGUGGGGACACUGAUCAUCAGCCCCAUGGUGUUGACCGCCUACUCCCGGGGCCAGACACUGGUGGCUCUCCAGCUCUGCAACUACUGCGCCUUCGCCUUGGCUUUCUUCGGUCUGUCCUCGAUGUUCUUCCUCUUCACCAUGGCCCUGGAGCGCUGCCUGUCCAUCGGCUGCCCCUACUUCUACCAGCGGCACAUUAGCAACCGCUGCGGGCUGGUGGCCGUGCCCGCCAUCUGCAUCUUCUGCCUGCUCUUCUGCGCGCUGCCGCUGCUCGGCUUCGGACUCACCGCGCAGUAUUGCCCCGGCACUUGGUGCUUCAUCAAGAUGGGGGUUUGGGGAGCGGAGACCAAACACCGCGUCUACUCGCUGUCCUACGCCAUGCUGUUGAAGGUCCUCAUCGUCUCCACCCUCCUCUGCAACGCCUCGGUCAUCUUCAACCUCUGCCGCAUGUACCGGAGGCACAAGUCCCGCAGGCACUCCACUGUGGCCGGGGCAAAGCGGCGUGACUUCUCCCAGUCUGAGGAGGUCCAGCACCUGGCUCUGCUCGCCAUCAUGACCACCACCUUUGUCAUCUGCUCGGUGCCUAUCACGAUUCGUGCUUACAUCGGAGCAUUUUACGUUGUUGAAGACCGCGAAAGUGAUCUCCUGGCUCUCCGGUGUUUAUCUUUUAAUUCGAUAAUUGACCCGUGGGUUUUUAUUAUUUUCAACACAUCUACAUCUAAAAGGAUAUUGUCCAGGAUAUUGUGCUGUAAAUCCACUUCCAAUAGACAAUAUUCACAUACCACCACUUUCAUAAAGACUGAAACAAUCGCACCAGAACCACUUUUUGUCAGGCAUUCCUGAUACUUGAAUUAUGCUGAAGGUGUUUUCAAAAUUUUAAUAAUAACUCUUCUCUGUCCCUUUGAAUGAAAGAUGCACUUAGUAUCAUGUUACGGGAUUUGACAGAACAAUUUGCUUUUCACUAUUCAAAGGUUCAAAGGUUCUUUAUUAGUCACAUACACCAAUUGGUGUAGUGAAAUGUGCAUUGCCAAUGCAGCACAUAUAAAAAGAAUACAAACAUAACAAUAAUAAAGAAAUUCAAACAUAAAAAAUAUCCCCCCACAAUGGUUCCUACUGUGAGGGAAGGCACAAAGUCCAGCCCCCAUCCCCAUGUCCACUCAUAGUCGGGCCUAUUGAGGCCUCCGCAGUUGCCUUUACAGAGGCCCGAUGUUCCAGGCCCUCUCGCCGGAUGAUGGUGCUCCGGCAUUGGGAGAAUCCUCACAGCGGCAUGGAAUACGUGAAAUAAGAAGAAGAUUUAAAAUUAUGGGGAGAAGGCAAGAGAAUGGGGCUAAGAGGGAGAAAUAGAUCAGCCAUGAUUGAAUGAUGAGCAUUGAUGGGCCAAAUGGCCUAAUUCUGCUCCCUUCCCUUAUGAUCUUAUGAUCUCACACAAACCAUGAUCUCAUUCUCCGUCUCAGGAGGAUAUAAAUGUUUACACAGGGCCUGGACAGUACUUCCCGUGGUCUGUCCAAUGUUUGUAUUUAAACCAAUAACAUAAAAAUGGAUAAUCGUAUUAUUUCAUUCCUUUUUUUACAAUGCACUAUUUGGCAACCUCAAUUCCAGUGUUACUGCAAUUAUUACGCUUCAAAAGACAUUGAUAACAAAACUUUGGUUGUUCAGGGAUAUAUGAAAAACAGUAUUUAGAUGCAAGCUUGCUUUUAUUUGAUUGCACUCUGUGGAUUUUAAAUUGUGCCAAACCUUGAAACAGCUGUACAAUUGUAUGGAAUUUUACAAAGUUACACUCUAAAGUAGUAUAGUUUAGAGAUCCAGCAUGGAAUCAGUCCCUUUGGCCCAUGCUAACCAUCGACCAUACAUUCGAACAGGUUCAACAGCACAGGAAUAGGACCUUCAGCCCAAAUCGUCCACACUGACCAAGAUGCCCAUCUAAGCUAGACCCAUUUGGCCCAUAUACCUCUGAAUGGCUUGUCCCACUUGGCGAUUUUUUCGGCGACUACCGGCGUCAUAUCAGUCACCAAAAGACUUUGAAAAUUUCAAAAUCCAGCAGCGACAAAAAAAGCUGCGACAAUUGAAAAAACACCUUGCAUCAAUACAAGAUUCAAUAGAGUUUAUUGUCAUGUUUCCCAGAUAGGACAAUGGAAUUCUUGCUUUGCUUCAACACAACAGAAUAUAGUAGGCAUAAAUAAAUACAGAACAUCAGUGUGACCAUAUACCAUUGAAUAUAUAUAUAUACACACAAAAAUAAGUUGAUAAAGUACAAUAGGCUAUUAAUGUUCAGAGUUUUGUUUGAGUUAAGUUUAAUAGCCUGAUGGCUGUGGGGAAGCAGCCAUUCCUGAACCUGGAUGUUGCAGAUUUCAGGCUCCUAUACCUUCUACCUGAAGGCAGCGGGGAGAUGAGUGUGUGACCAGGAUGGCGUUGAUCCUUGAUGAUGCUGUCAGUCAUUUUUGAGGCAGCGACUGCGAUAGAUCCCCUCGAUGGUUGGGAGAUCAGAGCCGAUGAUGGACUGGGCGGUGCUUACUACGUUUUGUAGUCUUUUCCGCUCCUGGGCGCUCAGGUUGCCGAACCAAGCCACGAUGCAACCUACUGCUCGAUGCAACCAGAAUGCUCUCUACUGUGCACCUGUAGAAGUUCGAGAGAGUCCUCCUUGAUAUACCAACUCUUCGUAAUCUUCUCAGGAAGUAGAGGCGCUCAUGUGCUUUCUUUAUAAUUGCAUCAGUGCUCUCAGACCAGGAGAGAUCUUCAGAGGUAUGCACUCCCAGGAAUUUGAAGCUCUUGACCCUCUCCACCAUCGACACGUUGAUAUAAACGGGACUGUGGGCCCCCAUCCUACCCCUUCCAAAGUCCACAAUCAGUUCCUUGGUUUUGCUGGUGUUGGGAGCCAGGUUAUUGUGCUGGCACCAUUUGGUCAAACAGUCGAUCUCCCUUCUAUACUCAUCUCCAUCAGUGAUACGUCCCACAACAGUGGUGUCGUCAGCAAACUUGAUGAAGGAGUUUGCACCAUGACCGGCUAAGCAGUCAUGAGUAUAGAGUGAGUACAGCAGGGGGCUGAGCACGCAGCCUUGAGGUGCUCCCGUGCUGAUUGUUAUCGGCUGACACAUUUCCACCAAUACGGACAGACUGUGGUCUGUGAAUGAAGAAAUCACGCCGCGUCACGCCACAAAUGUUUCGGUGACCUGAUACGUCAGUCAAUGAUGCCGGCAGUCGCCGAAAAAAUCGCCAAGUGGGACAGGCCCUUAAACCUUUCCUCUCCACGUACCUUUCCAAAUGUCAUUUAAAUGCCGUCAUUGUACUUUCUUCAACUACUUCCUCUGGCAGGUCGUUCCAUAUACUCACCACAGUCUGUGUGAAAUAAUUGCCCCUCAGACUGUUGUUAAAUCUUUCCUCUCUCACCUUAAACCUAUGUGCUCACUGUCUAGAAUGUUCUUUUAAAUAGUGCCAUGGGAUUGACAACACCCACGCAAACAGUCAGGAUCUUUGAGUGGUUCGGUAAAUUCUUUGAUCUUCUUCUAUUGGUGGGUCUUUGGCUCAGUUCUAAUCUCAGGUUUUCUGGUAUUUGUGAGGAGAAGGAGGCAAAUCUUAUUAUUGACUAACAGAUGCUUUUUCCAAACAGAUAUAAAUGUGACUUUCACCACGCAUGACAAAAUUGCAUUUGUCUCAAAAGAAAAAUGUCAGAUUUAUUUUGUAUGUAUUGUAUAAAUCUUUAAAUGUUAAUUUAAUGUCCAUGCAAUGUUGAAUUGAAACUGAUUGAUCCUUACAUUCAGAUCACUGUCAUACCCUGAUGUUAAUAAUUUUUAAUUUAAUUGAUGAUCUUUGUUAAGCAGUUUACAAUAUUUAAAUUAAAAUAUUCUUUUGAAGCUGGGCACAUAAUAAUUAGUUAUAAGGAACAGUAGAUGCUGGAUUCUUGAGCAAAAAAACACAAAAUGCUAGAGUAACUCAGCGGGUCUGGCUCCAUGUCUGAACAGCUGAAUUACUCCAACACUUUGUGUUUUUACAUAACAAUUCAGGUUUUAAAAGAAAUUUUGACCUUGGUAUUGGGACAUUUCAUUGCAUCCUGUUAUGCAUCUAGUUUUGAUUUACUGGCCAGUCAGGUAUGCAGUGGUUCAUUCUGUUUGGAAUGUUAUGUGCUCGAGAAAAUCCUACCCUACAACUUUGCCAAAUGACAAUUGGUUACAAUAAAAAUGCAUUUUAAACUCAUCUCCACAUUUAAACUGACUUCUGCCAGAAUUGCCAAAUGAUGUGUUUGAGUUUGGUGGUGACAGUGAUAAUAAUCUUGAUUCAUUGAUGAAAGCUUUUCUGCACUUACUGGAUGUAUCUAUGCACAAAAUACUCUGAAAUGGAGACCAACUACACAGCUGAUAAUCAUCACUACAGUGUUAAAAAUUCUAUAUGCUAUAAAAAUAACUUCUAAAAGUGCAUUUGUAUUCGACAUAAAUUCAUUCUCUUACCGUUAAAAUGUCUCACUAUGCUUGAUGAUAAAUCGACAUGAACAUUUUUAAAUGAAAAAUUGUUACUCUUAAAUUGUACAAAGGUUUGAAAGUAAUUUUUCAAAUAUGCCUUGGAACUUCAUUUACAGUGUGGCAAGAUUCAGAGAGAAAACAAGGGCUUCUUAAAAUAAUUACAUUAGUGAAGAUAUCACUUAGUUUUGUACAGUAAUUGUAAAAUUAAAAUAUUAUUUUAGGAUCAGAUUUUUUCUCUUGGACCAAGUUGAUGAAAUUAUCCUAUACAUAUGCAUCUCAUAACACAUUUUAAAUGUGAAGCUGUGCAGUAAUUAACUUUACUGGAAUCUAUGUACUCGUAGCACACCAGCUUAGAGGUCUGUCUGUCAUACAGACAAACUAUGAAUAUUAUUGUUCUACCAAAGUAACCCUACAGUUCCAUCAAUGUAUAUGAUUAAAGCCAUGCAAAGAAUAUGUAUGUAUUUCCAACUGUGUUUUUGUAAUAUUUCACUAAACAACAUUUUUCUAAUAAACAUACAGGACAUCGGAUUUCGUCUCUUUUUUUCUAUGCUCUCCCAGGAAAUAGAGAAA
Leucoraja erinaceus (little skate) is the source of this 5485-nucleotide messenger RNA. RefSeq names its product prostaglandin E2 receptor EP2 subtype-like. Bases 102 to 1307 code for a protein of 401 amino acids. The record is from RefSeq and is a predicted model, not a curated record. Gene Ontology annotation, cellular component: plasma membrane. Lineage: Eukaryota; Metazoa; Chordata; Chondrichthyes; Rajiformes; Rajidae. Gene Ontology annotation, biological process: adenylate cyclase-activating G protein-coupled receptor signaling pathway; positive regulation of cytosolic calcium ion concentration; cellular response to prostaglandin E stimulus. The transcript has 2 exons. Gene Ontology annotation, molecular function: prostaglandin E receptor activity.